Messenger RNA from Fonticula alba, 2081 nucleotides. RefSeq lists its product as hypothetical. Gene Ontology annotation, cellular component: Golgi apparatus; membrane. NCBI's taxonomy places the organism in Eukaryota, Rotosphaerida, Fonticulaceae. The transcript is spliced from 4 exons. Gene Ontology annotation, molecular function: zinc ion transmembrane transporter activity. The coding region runs from base 237 to 1988 and encodes 583 amino acids. Gene Ontology annotation, biological process: zinc ion transport; intracellular zinc ion homeostasis; transmembrane transport. The record is from RefSeq and is a predicted model, not a curated record.
CGCCCUGGUCAUGGCCUCGGGCCGACCACGCCUCCUCCCCUCUCCCCCCCUUGGUUGUUGCAUGUCCCGGCUUGCUGGUCCCCAUCCCUGCCCCAGCUUCCCUCCGCCUUCCACGCGCCCACACGUGCACCCACACAUACACCCACUCCCACCUCUCCCCGUUCCUGUCCUCGCCCUCGCCCUCGCCCUCGCCCUCGUCUUCCCCAAGAGACAGGAGAAGAGAGAGCAUACGCGCGAUGCUGCCUUACGAUCCGAAAUCGGCCGGGACUGACACCUCUGCCUCGUCGGGCUCCUCCAUGUCGGCUGCAUCGACUUUGCACCGAAUGCCGGGCAGCGGGCACUUCCCCAACACUCCGGGCCCCGGGACAGUGUCAGCUGCCGGGAUGACCACCCCCGGCCUCGGGGCUUCCUUCGGGAUCCCGCUGUCCAGCGGUCCUGGCUCGGGGUUCCCCUCGGCGACCGGCACUCCGGCCUCGCUGGGGUCCGGUUUCGCUCCCUCGCCCGCGACCGGGCACUUUCACCCCGGGCAAACGCCGAUGGGCGGCCCGGCCCAGCCUGGGGCCUUCACUCCAGGCCCCGCUGGGGCUUCGCCCUUCCAUGGGCUGCCGCUGGGUGGUGGUAGUAUUGGUGGUGGUGGUGGCGGCGGCGGCGGCGGCAGCGGUGGCGGGCACGACUCGCAUGGGCACAGCCACGGCGGCCACGGCCACAGCCAUGGCGGCCACGGCCACAGCCACGGCGGCCACGGGCACCACGACAUGCAUUCGCCGCCCGGACACUACCCCGAGGCUGGGGCCCUCUUCGGGAGCGCUCCGCCGCCUCGAGGCAAGACCGUGAAUGUCCUGUACCCGGAGUCCUCCCGGGGGUUGGCCCAGAGGGCCAUGUACCAAGCGCGAGUCUUCCUGCGGUCCAUCCUCUCGGAUCGCCGCACGCGCAACGUUUUCUUCUUCCUCCUGCUGAACCUGUCUUUCAUGGUGGUGGAAAUCCUGUACGGCAUUUGGUCCAACAGCCUGGGCCUCAUUGGAGAUGGCUUGCACAUGCUCUUCGACUCGUCGGCCCUCAUUGGCAGUCUGAUUGCCAGUGUCAUUGCCAAGUGGCCGGUCAAUGACCGCCUGACCUAUGGAUAUGGCCGUGUGGAGACCCUGUGCGGCUUCGUCAAUGCCCUGCUGCUGACCUAUGCCUCGGGAAAUAUCCUCUUUGAGGCCAUCGGCCGGCUCAUCUCCCCGGAGGUGGUGGAUACGGAGCGUCUGCUGACUGUGGCCGUUCUCGGGCUCAUUGUCAACCUGGUGGGCAUCUUUGCCUUCGAGCAUGGUGGCCAUGGACACUCGCAUGGUGGUGGUGGCGGUGGCCACGGGCACUCGCACGGCGGCCAUGGGCACUCGCACGGCGGCCACGAUGACCCCCACUCCAACCCCCUGCUCCAGGGCAUGUUCCUGCACAUCUUGGCAGACACCCUCGGCUCGGUCGGUGUCAUCGCCUCGGCCAUCCUCAUCAAGCUUUUCGACUGGCAGAUGGCCGAUCCGAUCUGCUCGAUCUUCAUUUCGGUGAUGAUUUUCGUCACGGUGGUUCCACUGCUGAAGUCCUCGGCCGCGGUGCUGAUGCAGUCCACACCCGAGCUCCCUGGCGGUGCCACCAGCAAGACCGUGGCCGCGGCCCUGCGUGCCAUCCCCGGGGUUGACAGUGUCGAGAGCCUGCACAUCUGGGAACUCGCAUCGCAUGUGACCGUGGCCACGACCUCCCUGCGCCUGACUGGUGGGGAGAGUUCGGAGCGCGUGCGCCUCGAUGCGGUGGAGGUCCUCCGUCGGCAGGCCGGCGCCAAGAAGACCACCGUAGAGCUGGUUACUGGCGGCGGGCUGGUGGCCGGGACGGAGCACGGCAGCCACUCGCACUCGCACUCGCACUCGCACCAGGUUGACCCGCAUCAGGCCGGCACUCGGGGCUCCGCGCCGGCCUAUAACUUUGUGGCCCUGCCCAUGUCAUCGCACCAGUAGGGGGUGGUGUUUGCCCCUCGAUUUUCGAUCGCUCCCCCCUCCAGGAGACAGCCUUUCGGAGGAAGCCCCUUUGAAUAUGCACGCUACACUAUA